Molecule: messenger RNA, 664 nt
Organism: Cucurbita maxima (winter squash)
Lineage: Eukaryota; Viridiplantae; Streptophyta; Magnoliopsida; Cucurbitales; Cucurbitaceae
Product: dCTP pyrophosphatase 1-like
Exons: 2
Coding region: 59-427 (122 amino acids)
Biological process (GO): nucleoside triphosphate catabolic process
Molecular function (GO): nucleoside triphosphate diphosphatase activity
Source: RefSeq, a predicted model, not a curated record
AUAACCCAUUUUCCUCGUGGUUUGGUCUUUAAAUUGAGGAAGCGAAUGAGGGCGAGAGAUGCAAAAGAAAAUGGAGAAGACGAACAAAGACGUUCCUCUUAAAGAACUUAGCGAGAGGGUAGCGGAAUUCGCUCGAGUUAGAGGUUGGGAUAAGUAUCACAGUCCGAGAAACCUCCUCCUGGCCUUAGUGGGAGAAGUGGGGGAGGUGACAGAGAUAUUCCAAUGGAAGGGAGAGGUGGCGAGGGGGCUUCCCAACUGGUCCGCCGCCGACAAGGAGCACUUGGGGGAGGAGCUCUCGGACGUGCUACUCUAUUUGGUUCGUCUUGCAGAUGUGUGCGGGGUUGAUCUUGGGCGAGCUGCCCUUUCCAAGAUCCUUAAGAAUGCCACUAAGUACCCUCUCACUCCUCACCAACAAAUUCAACCCUAAACUAAACUUCAACAUUACCCAUCCCUCCUAUUAUGUUCUUAAUCUUAUCUUCUCGUUCAAUUUCAAAAUUAUAAAGAGUGUUUUUUUUUUUUUUUUUUUUUUUUGUCGACGGUUACAAACAAUAACUAUCUUGAAUAUGAUUCAACUACUUAGACAUAUAUGUUGGAUGAAAAAAUUAAAGGUUUAACCUUUCCAACAUUUAAAUUAGCUCACGAAUGCAUAGAUUUUUGUAUAAUU